Messenger RNA from Drosophila takahashii, 1144 nucleotides. RefSeq names its product ribokinase. Gene Ontology annotation, biological process: D-ribose metabolic process. The record is from RefSeq and is a predicted model, not a curated record. Gene Ontology annotation, molecular function: ribokinase activity. Lineage: Eukaryota; Metazoa; Arthropoda; Insecta; Diptera; Drosophilidae.
AUUUAUCAACCCCCCUUUGUCCCGAUCUUGGCCAGAAUUGGAGUGGGCCAGCUAGCUGAUAGCGUUCCGCCCGAAACCCCCGUCCUUGCCCUUGCCCCUCGUCCGCUGGGGUCACCUAAUCUCGAAUCCCGCGACGACUGAUAAGCGCUCACUCCAUUCUGACAACAAACCAGUGCAUUUUCCUUUACAUUUCGGCUGACAUGGCUCAAAAUCAAAGCACGGAAGUGCUGGUCUUUGGCUCGGCCAUCAUAGACUUUAUAUGCUACACUCCCCGCCUGCCGAAACCGGGGGAAACCCUCCACGGGCACCGCUUCCAAACCGGAUAUGGCGGCAAGGGAGCCAAUCAGUGUGUGGCCGCCGCUCGCCAGGGAUCCCGCACAGCUCUGGUGGCCAAGCUGGGUGCGGACACCUUCGGCGCCGAUUACCUGCGCCAGCUGCGCGAGGAACACAUCAAUGUGGAGCAUGUUCAGCAGCUGGCUGGCCAAACGACGGGCGUGGCCCAGAUUGGAGUAUCCGAUGGCGGCGAGAAUAACAUCAUCAUUGUGGUGGGCGCCAAUAGCCAGCUGAGCCCCUGCGAUGUCGCCCAGGCGGAGGAGCUCUUCCGGGAGGCCAAGGUUCUGGUCUGCCAGCUGGAGACGCCCGUCGAGGCCACGCUGACGGCCCUGCGCAACUUCCAGGGUGUCUCCAUUGUGAAUGCAGCUCCAGCGAUGGUGGAUACCCCACCGGAACUGCUCCAGCUGGCCAGCAUCUUUUGUGUGAACGAAAGCGAGGCGGCACUGAUGACCCAAAUGGACCAAAUCGAGACUGUCGAGGAGGCCAAAAUUGCAGCCGGAAAGCUUGUCCAGAUGGGCGCCAACACGGUGAUCAUUACGCUGGGCAAACUGGGAGCUGUUUUUGGUUCCGCCAACGAGGAGUAUCGGCAUGUGGCGGCGCCGCAAGUGCCGCCGGAGAAGGUGGUGGACACCACGGGAGCCGGAGACGCCUUCAUCGGCGCUUUGGCCCACAACCUGGCCCGUCAUCCGAAGGCCCAGCUGGAGGAGCACAUAGCCGCCGCCUGCGCGGUGGCCUCGCAAUCCGUCCAGCUGCCCGGAACGCAGGCCAGCUUUCCGCGUUCUGACGUACAAUAAAUCUAUCUAUCUAUCCA